Molecule: messenger RNA, 3676 nt
Organism: Bubalus bubalis (water buffalo)
Lineage: Eukaryota; Metazoa; Chordata; Mammalia; Artiodactyla; Bovidae
Gene: CDH11
Product: cadherin 11
Exons: 13
Coding region: 460-2850 (796 amino acids)
Biological process (GO): homophilic cell-cell adhesion; cell morphogenesis; cell-cell junction assembly
Cellular component (GO): catenin complex; plasma membrane; adherens junction
Molecular function (GO): calcium ion binding; cadherin binding
Source: RefSeq, a predicted model, not a curated record
GCCGAGGGGAGCGUCGCGAGCAGAUGCCGCGGGGGCCGCUCGCAGCAGCCGCCGACUUGUGAAUGGGACCCGGACACGGGCCGGGGCUGACACCGCUGCGCUCGCCUUGCGCCAGGGACCGACGGCCGGCAUCCCGCGCCCACCCUCCGGGGCCCCAGAAAUCGCUGCGUAUUCGGCUCAGAGGUCUCCUGACGAUCCUUCCGGUUGCCAUUUGUUGAAUGACCAAUCAGAUGGGUGGAGUUUUGUGUUACAGAAACUGGCAGCAAGUAUCCAAUGGGUGAAGAAGAAGCCGACCGGGGACGUGGGCAGCCCUGACGUGAUGUGCUCGGCGAGGAGAGACCUUCCAGCCCAAGCGAGGUCUGCGUGACGCGUCUGGGGAGGCCGCCAUCCGCCAGGCAGCCGCACGGUCAGCGGACGGGGUGACAGCCGCAUUCUCCUGUGCCUACCACGUAACCAAAAAUGAAGGAGAACUACUGUUUACAAGCCGCCCUGGUGUGCCUGGGCAUGCUGUGCCACAGCCAGGCCUUCACCACGGACCGGAGGAGCCACCUGCGACCCUCGUUCCACGGGCACCACGAGAAGGGCAAGGAGGGCCAGGUGCUGCAGCGCUCCAAGAGGGGUUGGGUCUGGAACCAGUUCUUCGUGAUAGAGGAAUACACGGGACCCGACCCUGUGCUCGUGGGCAGGCUUCACUCCGAUAUUGACUCUGGUGAUGGGAACAUUAAAUACAUUCUCUCAGGUGAAGGAGCCGGAACCAUUUUUGUGAUUGAUGACAAAUCAGGGAACAUUCAUGCCACCAAGACAUUGGACCGAGAGGAGAGAGCCCAGUACACGCUGAUGGCUCAGGCGGUGGACAGGGACACCAACCGGCCCCUGGAGCCACCGUCGGAAUUCAUUGUCAAGGUCCAGGACAUUAAUGACAACCCUCCUGAGUUCUUACAUGAGACCUAUCACGCCAACGUGCCCGAGAGGUCCAACGUGGGAACGUCAGUGAUCCAGGUGACAGCUUCAGACGCAGAUGACCCCACCUAUGGAAACAGUGCCAAGUUAGUGUACAGCAUCCUGGAAGGACAACCCUACUUUUCAGUAGAAGCACAGACAGGUAUCAUCAGAACCGCCCUUCCCAACAUGGAUAGGGAAGCCAAGGAGGAGUACCAUGUGGUGAUCCAGGCCAAGGACAUGGGUGGACACAUGGGUGGACUCUCAGGGACAACCAAAGUGACGAUCACACUGACCGACGUCAAUGACAACCCACCAAAGUUUCCGCAAAGCGUAUACCAGAUGUCUGUGUCAGAAGCAGCUGUCCCAGGGGAGGAAGUGGGAAGAGUGAAGGCUAAAGAUCCAGACAUUGGAGAAAAUGGCUUAGUCACGUACAAUAUUGUUGAUGGAGAUGGGAUGGAAUUGUUUGAAAUCACAACGGACUAUGAAACACAGGAGGGCGUGGUGAAACUGAAAAAGCCUGUAGAUUUUGAAACCAAAAGAGCAUACAGCUUGAAGGUAGAGGCAGCCAACGUGCACAUUGACCCGAAGUUCAUCAGCAAUGGGCCUUUCAAGGACACCGUGACAGUCAAGAUUGCAGUAGAAGAUGCUGACGAGCCCCCUAUGUUCUUGGCCCCAAGUUAUAUCCACGAAGUCCAAGAAAAUGCAGCCCCUGGCACUGUGGUGGGGAGAGUGCAUGCCAAAGACCCUGAUGCUGCCAAUAGCCCAAUAAGGUAUUCAAUCGAUCGUCAUACUGACCUGGACAGGUUUUUCACUAUUAAUCCAGAGGAUGGUUUUAUUAAAACUACGAAACCUUUGGAUAGAGAAGAAACUGCCUGGCUCAACAUAUCAGUUUUUGCAGCAGAAAUCCACAACCGGCAUCAGGAAGCCAAAGUCCCUGUGGCCAUUAGGGUCCUUGACGUUAAUGACAAUGCUCCCAAGUUUGCUGCCCCCUAUGAAGGCUUCAUCUGUGAGAGUGACCAGACCAAGCCACAUUCCAACCAGCCAAUUGUUACAAUUAGUGCAGAUGACAAGGAUGACACAGCCAAUGGACCAAGAUUUAUCUUCAGUCUACCCCCUGAAAUCAUUCACAAUCCAAAUUUCACAGUCAGAGACAACAGAGAUAAUACCGCGGGGGUGUAUGCCCGGCGCGGAGGGUUCAGUCGGCAGAAGCAGGAUUUGUACCUCCUGCCCAUCGUGAUCAGUGACGGCGGGAUCCCUCCCAUGAGCAGCACCAACACCCUCACCAUCAAAGUCUGUGGGUGUGACGUGAACGGGGCGCUGCUGUCCUGCAACGCAGAAGCCUACAUCCUGAACGCCGGGCUGAGCACCGGGGCGCUGAUCGCCAUCCUUGCCUGCAUCGUCAUUCUCCUGGUUAUUGUAGUGUUGUUCGUGACCCUGAGAAGACAAAAGAAAGAACCACUCAUUGUCUUCGAGGAAGAAGAUGUCCGUGAGAACAUCAUCACCUAUGAUGAUGAGGGCGGUGGGGAAGAAGACACAGAAGCCUUUGAUAUCGCCACCCUCCAGAACCCCGACGGUAUCAAUGGAUUUAUCCCUCGCAAAGACAUCAAACCUGAGUAUCAGUACAUGCCUAGACCUGGGCUCCGGCCAGCGCCCAACAGCGUGGAUGUGGAUGACUUCAUCAACACGAGAAUACAGGAGGCGGAUAAUGACCCAACUGCCCCUCCGUAUGACUCCAUCCAAAUCUAUGGUUACGAAGGCAGGGGAUCCGUGGCUGGGUCCCUGAGCUCCCUAGAGUCGGCUACCACAGAUUCAGACUUGGACUAUGACUACCUACAGAACUGGGGCCCUCGGUUUAAGAAACUAGCGGACUUGUACGGUUCCAAAGACACUUUUGAUGACGACUCUUAACAAUAACGAUACAAAUUUGGCCUUAAGAACUGUGUCUGGCGUUCUGAGGAAUCUAGAAGAUAUGUAAACAGGUAUUUUUUUAAAUCAAGGAAAGGCUCAUUUAAAACAAGCAAAGUUUUACAGAGAGGAUACAUUUAAUAAAACUGCAAGGACAUCAAAGUGGUAAAUACUGUGAAGUACCUUUUCUCACAAAAAGGCAAAUAUUGAAGUUGUUUAUCAACUUGGCUAGAGAAAAACCACUUGGCAUACAAAAUAUUUAAGAGAAGGGGAAGUCUUAACGGUGAACUCACAAUGAAGGGAAAUUGUUUAUGUGUCAUGAACAUUGAACUCUUUUUUUUCUUUUUGUUUUUAAUCUGUCAAAGAUGCUUCCACAAAAUUAGAAAGGACAACAGUUCUGAGCUGUAAUUUCGCCUUAAACUAUGGACACUCUAUAUGUAGUGCAUUUUUAAACUUGAAAUAUAUAAUAUUCAGCCAGCUUAAACCCAUACAAUGUAUGUACAAUACAAUGUACAAUUAUGUCUCUUGAGCAUCAAUCUUGUUACUGCUGAUUCUUGUAAAUCUUUUUGCUUCUACUUUCAUCUUAAACUAAUAUGUGCCAGAUAUAACUGUCUUGUUUCAGUGAGAGGCGCCCUAUUUCUAUGUCAUUUUUAAUGUAUCUAUUUGUACAAUUUUAAAGUUCUUAUUUUAGUAUACAUACGAAUAUCAGUAUUCUGACAUGUAAGAAAUGUUACGGCAUCACACUUAUAUUUUAUGAACAUUGUACUGUUGCUUUAAUAUGAGCUUCAAUAUAAGAAGCAACCUUUGAAAUAAAAAGAUUCUUUUUUAA